AUGUUUGGCGCGUGGUUGCCUUGUCCAGGCGCGUUUGAAGCGCUUCCCCUCCAGCGCUCGCUUGCUUUCAAGGGCUCGAAGAAAGCUCCGUGUGCACCGUGGUCGGUCCUCGACGUAUCUCGACGUGCCUGUCGAAGUGCUGCCGCUGAGGAUCUCAUCAAAUCCAACGAGCUGGCAUGGGGAGAGACGGUCGGACAGGUGUUGGCAUGUCUUGCCAAGCUUACAGACACAUGCUGCCUGCCUGGCCAGCGUCCGAGCUGCAGCACAAAGGCUUCGCUGCCACGCUUCAUGCAGUGCUUCUGGUGCACCAGCUCGAUGAGGUCAUGGCAUCACAAGGACAGCAACCGUCGUUUCCAGAUGCCUUUCUCUCUGCACCACCUGACUGUGCACAGUCCCCUGUACCUGUGCUGA
This is a messenger RNA of Symbiodinium natans, 411 nucleotides long. The record is from the annotation of a GenBank genome assembly. NCBI's taxonomy places the organism in Eukaryota, Dinophyceae, Suessiales, Symbiodiniaceae.